Molecule: messenger RNA, 1008 nt
Organism: Porites evermanni
Lineage: Eukaryota; Metazoa; Cnidaria; Anthozoa; Scleractinia; Poritidae
Source: the annotation of a GenBank genome assembly
AUGACAAACAACUCAAACGAGAUCUUACCGACGAACCAGACAAGUUUACUGCCCUGCAAUCUGGAUAUGAUGCUGGACAGUAUGUCUUAUCACUAUCAUCUCAACAUUUCCAUCAUCGCCAUAAACACACCGUUUGCCGUGUUUGCUAUCUUCAGUAACAUUGUUAUCAUAAUAACAGUUUACAAGACUCGGGAACUUCGUAUCCCAGCAAACAUCUUACUUUGCUGCCUCGCCUUAACUGACCUAAUGGUCGGCCUAGUCACCCAGCCUCUUUUCAUUGCGUGGCGCUUGAUGCUGCAUUUCUCGUCAACCAUUUGCAGCUCAGGCCUGUUGCACAGCUUGUACGAAGCAUUUCUCUACUUAUGUACGGGUGGUUCAUUUCUCUGCUUGGCCUACUUGAGCACCGAUCGCUCAAUUGCCGUCUCAAAACCCCUCCAAUACCGCGCCAACGUCACAACCAAUCAGACUGCACGCAACAUGGCGAUACUAUGGGCCAUCUGGAUAGGCUUUAUCGUUCUCCGAUACGUAGGCAUCGAUGAGAAUAGCAAUCAAAUCAUAACUUCCGUUAUCGCCGGCCUUUUGGUCAUCUACCUGCUGGUCGUUCAGGUGGUGUUAAUGGUGUACCUCAAACGAAACAGCAUCCAUUCAUUGCAUUCGGGGGAAAACGGCGCCCUGUUUGUUUACAGACGAGAGAGGCGUUGCGCUGUUACGAUUGUAUACAUCUUUUUAACUCUCCUUUUGUUUCUUCUUCCAGCUGUUCUUGUGCAAAUAAUAACUGGUUUUAGCAGCAGCAAUCAGAGUAAAACAGAGAUGAAUUUUGCCAUCUCCGCGCUGUUGAUAAACUCUUCCGCGAACCCCCUUAUAUACUUUUGGAGAAGUAAGGACAUGCGCAAAGCGGCGGGUCGGCUCUUUGUAGGCACCAAAGAUAGCAGUGAAAGAAGCAAUGAAAUCUCUCCUGCUGGAAACAGUGGAAGCAACAUGAGGAGGUCCGAGGAGGAUAUUGUCUAA